CCAGAACAAGCAGAACCAAGGUUCCUGCCAUGCCUUGACUUUCUAGUGGACAAGACCGAGGAUAUAUAGAGAUAUAUGUACCUUUGCAAAACCUUUUAACUUCAAUAUAGGUAUCAGCUUACUAACUUCGCUGCACUACUCCGUGGAAGAAGAACGCCAAACAAUUACUUCCCCCCAUUCUCUCUCUUCAAACAAAAGAAAAUCGACGUAUAGCUUAUUCUCAAUGACCGAAAAACCAUCAAUACUGGAGGCUGAUAGAGACAUGGACAGACAGACUGGAGCAGCUCCUGCUGACCGGGCCAGUAAUGGGGGUGUUAAUAUGAAAGAAAAACCGGCCCCAACCUCAUCGGACGCACCACCUCCGAUUCAGUCGGCCUCAACACCAGCAUGCCUCCAUUCUCAAACCCCUGCACCAGGAGGGUAUCCGCAAGUGAUACCUUUGAUUGCCCUAUCAACUUACCCUGCUUUAAUCGAUUGCCCAAAUUGCCGUGCACGGACAAUGACUCGGGUGAAUUUGACUCUUGGACCGCGAGCUACUUGUUGGUCGUGCCUAUGCUGUCUUUGCCUGGGCCCAUGUGCUGCCAUUUUACCCUGCAUCUUGCCAAGUUGCAAAGACUACGAACAUUAUUGCGGAAAUUGCAACAGGCUCCUCGCGGUGGUGGAACGAACGGGUGCGGUUCGUAUUAUAGUCUAUUAGGCCAGCGUAUUAAUAUUCCAAUAUACCUUGCGGUCAUACUGGUGGUAGUUAAAACACAACCAUUCAUCUUCAUGUAUAGGCUUGUCUGCUAAGAAAAAGGGUUCGCCCGCGUGAGUCAGUCUCAUAGUUGAUGAUAUUUUUUUUUUUUUU
Molecule: messenger RNA, 847 nt
Organism: Aspergillus caelatus
Lineage: Eukaryota; Fungi; Ascomycota; Eurotiomycetes; Eurotiales; Aspergillaceae
Product: LITAF-like zinc ribbon domain-containing protein
Exons: 4
Coding region: 224-697 (157 amino acids)
Molecular function (GO): zinc ion binding
Source: RefSeq, a predicted model, not a curated record